AUGGAUGCUAAUCAGAUGCAUGAGCUUGAGACGCUUUGUCGCGUCUUGUAUGAAAGCGGCAACGAGGUAGAGCGUGCGCACGCCCAACAAGCUGUUCUGAUACUGCAGAGCUCAGCUGAGUACAUUCCACAAUGUCAAUAUGUUUUGGAUAACUCAUCGUCUCCUUAUGCGCUUCUUGUGGCGAGUACAAGCCUUACAAAGCUUAUAACUUCGCACUGGAAUAACUUUACGACACCACAGCGUGUCGAUAUUCGAAAUUAUGUGCUUGGAUAUCUGGCUCAAAAAGGUCCUACUUUGGAGAAAUUUGUGACAACCUCUUUGAUUCAAAUGGUCUGUCGUCUCACCAAAUAUGGAUGGUUUGAUGACGAACAACACCGCGAGAUUGUGACGGAAGUAACGAAAUUUCUGCAAGCAACAGUAGAUCACUGUGUUAUUGGGCUUCAAAUCUUAAGUGAACUUGUGACUGAAAUGAAUCAGCCGGUAUCAGGACGUAGCAUCACAUUUCACCGUAAAAUUGCCGUGUCAUUUCGAGAAGAUUCACUAUUUCGAAUCUUUCAAGUAGCACUUACAUCGAUCAAACAGCUUCAGAUGCACAAUAUUCGAGGUGCUACACCACAACAGGAAGCAAAGAUGGGGGACCAAGCUUUGACAUUGCUCAUUAAAUGUCUUUCUUUUGAUUUUAUUGGCACGAAUCCAGACGAAUCAUCGGAAGAGACGGGAUCACUUCAAGUACCGACGUCUUGGCGCUCGGUGAUUCAAGACCCAAACACAUUACAGCUGCUUUUUGACUAUUACAAGACAACAAGUCCACCGAAUACAUCCAAGUGUCUGGAAAGUUUAAUGCUCUUUGCUUCUGUUCGUCGAAACCUCUUUUCUCCUGAUAAAGAGCGUAGUGUGUACCUGGCCCACAUGCUGAAAGGCAUCUGUGCUAUAUUACGCGCUCAGGAUGGACUGUCCGAUCAACAAAAUUACCACGAAUUUUGUCGUUUGAUUGGAAGAUUAAAGUCAAAUUACCAGCUAUCUGAGCUAAUGAAGACUGACUUAUUUGAGGAAUGGAUGGAAUUGACCCCCGAUUUUACGAUCAAAUCGUUGCGUCAGUGGCAAUGGUCCGCUAAUUCGACGCAUUAUUUAUUGGCGUUAUGGGCGCGACUUGUUGCAGCGUUGCCGUACGUACGAUUAGACGCCGUGCCUGGCUCUCCUAAUACGGGCGCGAUCAAUUUUUUGGACUCACGAGUUCCCCAGGUGAUCCAAGCGUAUUUACAGUCUCGUCUGGAUUCGGCUGAGCAAUGUGCGCUUGACGACACAUUAGACAACCCACUUGAUGAUGAGGGAGGACUUUACGAGCAGCUUGAAAAAUUACCGACGCUGUGUCAUUUAAAUUACCGUCAGACAGGUGAGUACAUUGUCUCAGUCAUGGAUCCAAUUUUGAACCAGUACGCUGAAGCGUGCAGUAUCUUGGAUCAAAGUGGUGCAACAACAAUUUUAUUGCCACAGCAGCAGCAAUUGCAAAGCAUGGAGAAUCAAAUCGCUUGGCUAGUCUAUACGAUCGGUGCCAUUAUUGGUGGCCAAACGUACUCAUCAACGUCGACUGAAGGCGAUGAAUUGAUCGAUGCAGAUCUUUCACAGCGAGUAUUUCGGGCAAUGCAGUUGACAGAACACCGAAUCAUUGCGUCAGGUGGCCAGAAAAAGCCAAGCAUACACUUUGAGUUAUCAUUGCUGUAUUAUUUUAGCAGCUUCCGCAAGAGUUACGUUGGUGAACAGCAUGGUAUGCCAUCGGCCCCGACGCCAUCGACUUCAAUGCAGCCAGCGUCAGCCGGGUCGCCGAUCAUGGCUCCUGCAGAAACUGUUAAUUCCUUUAAGCACAAAGCGUAUUUGCGAAUGUUUGAGCGUCUAGGACUGGGAGACCACACGGUCGUUGUGAACAUGAUGGUUACAAAAGUGGGCAAUAAUCUCAAGUUCUGGGGUGAUAUCGAAGUUGUAAUUAGCAAAACUUUGACCCUUUUCUUUGAGGUGGCAUCUGGUUAUUCGUCUGGCAAACUUCUUCUUGGUUUGGAAACGGUGCAUUACUUGAUUGCGAAUCAUACGGCGGAGGAAUUUCCGUUUCUGGCCAUUCCCGCCAACACGCGACACCGUACGACGUUCCACUCUACAAUUGCGCGACUAAUUUUCACAACAGCGUUUGAUGAGUCUUCCGAGCGGUUUGAACGGUUCAUGGAGCCCAUUGAAAGCGUUUUAAAUCAGUUGAUGCAAACUCCAAAUUACCGAUUACCCGAAGUUCGCGAAGCAAUCAUUGGUGUAUGUCGUGAUUUGCGAGGAAUUAUUGAGCAAACGCACAAUCGACGCACGUAUAGUUGCAUAUUUGAUCUAUUGUAUCCAGCUUACUUUUCAGUGUUUAUUCGUGCUGCUGAUGAAUUGUACGACUAUCCGGCUGUCACGACUGCUCUGCUUAAGUUCUUACAGGAAUUGGCCUUCAACAAAUCUCAACGAGUAACUUUUGAUCAGAGUUCAGCAAGUGGAAUUUUGCUUUUUCGUGAGUUGAGUAAUGUGGUGGUAGCGUAUGGACGACGGAUACAGUCAAUGGCACCAGUAAAGAAUCCCUACAGUGAGAAGUAUAAGGGGGUGGCGUUGUGUCUAGGGAUUCUGUACCGAGCACUAGGUGGAGUCUAUGUCAAUUUUGGAGUCUUUCAGCUGUACAAUGAUAAGUCGUUGGAAAAUGCUUUGGAAGUUGCAUUGCAAUUGGUUUUAUCAAUUCCUCACGAAGAUUUGAUGCACUAUCCAAAGGUGAAAAAUGCGUAUUUUUUCUUUAUAGAAAUUUUGUUUCGCAAUCAAUUAGCAUCUGUUGUGGCACUGGAUGAUAAUAUCUUUCGUCAAUUGGUUCAGUCACUACAUGAUGGGGUGAACUCGUACGAUUUAUCCAUUGCUGCUCAGUGUGCAACGGCUGUUGAUCAUUUAGCAUCACUUUUCUUUCACGAAAUGAAAAAGAAACGCGAUACACCUUUGAAACAUGCGCUACGUGCGCACGUGCAACAAUCGCCUAGUAUGUGGUCAACUUUAUUGGCGCUUUUGUUGGACAUUUUAGUAUACGGUGAAGCGAAUACCCAAUGGGCCUUUUCUCGACCGAUUUUGAGCCUCACACUUUGUAGCGAAGAAGCUUUAACAAACUAUCAACAACAAUUAAGUUCAACCCAACCACUUGAGAAUCGGGCAAAGAUUGAAGAAGCUUUUGCGGCAUUAUUUGCAGAUGUGCGUCCGAAUUUGGAGGCGACGAAUCGAGACAAAUUUACGCAGAGACUUGGCCAAUUUCGCAACACACUACGCAGUUUCUUAACGAUCCAGUAA
Plasmopara halstedii is the source of this 3339-nucleotide messenger RNA. Its product is annotated as exportin-like protein. NCBI's taxonomy places the organism in Eukaryota, Oomycota, Peronosporomycetes, Peronosporales, Peronosporaceae. The transcript has 2 exons. Gene Ontology annotation, cellular component: cytoplasm; nuclear pore. Gene Ontology annotation, biological process: protein export from nucleus. The record is from RefSeq and is a predicted model, not a curated record. Gene Ontology annotation, molecular function: nuclear export signal receptor activity; small GTPase binding. Bases 1 to 3339 code for a protein of 1112 amino acids.